ACUGUCCCCGUCGUCUCUCAGACAGACCCUGCCCUUUCCUUUCUGUCGCCGUGUCCGUGGGGGGAUAGGCAGACUUACAAUGGGGAUCUUUCUACAGUGCUGACCUCUCCCUGCUUCAUGUUCAGUGAUCUCCGCACCCAUUUUUGAAUGUCAGUCAUCAUGGCCAAGCGCGAGACCAGCAGCACCAGCCCUGUCGUCAGACAGAUAGACAAGCAGUUUUUGGUCUGUAGCAUCUGUUUGGACCGUUAUCACAACCCUAAGGUUUUACCCUGCCUGCACACUUUCUGUGAGAAGUGUCUACAGAACUACAUCCCUCCUCAGUCUUUGACGCUCUCCUGCCCAGUGUGCAGACAGACAUCUAUCUUGCCUGAGAAGGGUGUUGCAGCCCUGCAGAACAACUUCUUUAUCACAAACCUAAUGGAAGUGUUACAGCGAGAUCCAGAAUGCAGUCGAGCCGAGGUGUGCAAUGUUCUCGAGUCGGCCAAUUCAGCUACAACCUGUCAGCCUCUUUCUUGUCCCAACCAUGAGGGCAAGGUUAUGGAGUUUUACUGCGAGUCAUGUGAGACAGCCAUGUGUCUGGAGUGUACAGAAGGGGAACACAGGGAGCAUGUGACUGUUCCUCUGAGGGAUGUGCUGGAGCAGCACAAGUCAGCUCUGAAAAAUCAGCUUGACACCGUGCGCAACAGACUACCUCAGCUGACAGCUGCCAUUGAGCUUGUGAAUGAGAUCUCAAAACAGCUAACAGGGAGGAAAAACGAUGCCGUGUCAGAAAUCAGUAAUACUUUCGAUGAGCUCGAGAAGGCGCUACACCAACGCAAGACUGCCCUUAUUACUGAGGUGGAAAACAUCUGCAGCAGUAAGCACAAGGUGCUUCAGACCCAGCUGACUUCUUUACUUCAGGGCAAAGAAAAUAUCGAAAGCAGCUGCAGUUUCACUGAGCAUGCCCUAAGUCACGGCAGUGCGACGGAGGUCCUGUUGGUUCAGAAACAAAUGGGCGAGCGGGUCAGUGCUCUGGCGAGGCACAACUUUCCAGAGCAUCCUCAUGAAAACGGACACCUAGAAUGUCAAGUAGAGACGGAUGGACUGAGGCGAUCCAUUCAGAAUCUGGGAGUCCUCAUCACAACCGGAGCUGUAGGCCAUACGAGCGUUGCCACCGGCGAGGGCCUGCGACACGCAGUGGUCGGCCAGCACACCACCAUUACUGUCACCACAAAAGACAAGGAUGGGGAGCUAGUAAAAACCGGGAACGCUGCUCUCAGGGCAGAAAUAGUCUCUGCAGACGGAGUGUGCACCGAAGCGGAGGUGGUGGACAACAAGAAUGGCACCUACGAGGUUGGCUAUACCGUCCGCUCCGAGGGAGAAUUCACCUUCUCCUUGCUGUUAUACCACCAGCCUGUGCGGGGGAGUCCGUUCCGCCUGCGUGCCGUCAAGCCGUCAGAUGUCCUGCAGUCACCAGACGAUGUGAAGAGAAGAGUGAAGUCCCCGAGUGGAGGAGGAGGUCACGUUCGACAGAAGGCUGUGCGCAGGCCCUCCAGCAUGUACAGCACCACCAAGAAAAAGGAAAACCCAAUAGAAGACGAGCUGAUCUACAGAGUUGGAACAAGAGGGCGAGACAAAGGAGAAUUCACAAACCUUCAGGGGAUUUCUGCAUCCAGUAAUGGGCGGAUUGUGGUUGCAGACAGCAACAACCAGUGCAUACAGGUGUUUUCCAAUGAUGGCCAAUGUAAGAUGAGGUUUGGUGUAAGGGGCCGGUCACCAGGACAACUGCAGCGCCCGACGGGUGUGGCGGUCGACAUGAACGGUGACAUCAUUGUAGCCGAUUACGACAAUAGAUGGAUUAGCAUCUUCUCCUCGGACGGCAAGUUCAAGAGUAAAAUCGGUGCUGGACGACUGAUGGGACCCAAAGGUGUGGCUGUGGAUAAGAAUGGACAUAUCAUCACAGUUGAUAAUAAAGCUUGCUGUGUUUUCAUUUUCCAAUCCAAUGGGAAGCUGGUGACCAAGUUUGGAGCCCGAGGAACUUCAGAGAGACACUUUGCAGAGAAAAGUGGUGCAAACAUUGCACUGGAAUCAAAGCUUAGUAAAUCUGGCCCUGUUUUCAGUCCUCACUUUGUGGCUGUUAACAACAAAAAUGAGAUAGUCGUCACAGACUUCCAUAACCAUUCAGUCAAGGUAUACAAUGCUGAUGGGGAGUUUCUGUUUAAAUUUGGCUCCCAUGGUGAGGGAAACGGCCAGUUCAACGCACCAACAGGCGUGGCCGUCGAUGCCAAUGGAAAUAUUAUUGUUGCUGAUUGGGGAAACAGUCGGAUCCAGGUGUUUGACAGCUCAGGGUCUUUCCUGUCCUACAUCAACACUUCAGCCGACCCACUGUAUGGCCCGCAGGGCUUGGCCCUUACAUCUGAUGGCCACGUGGCAGUGGCGGACUCUGGGAACCACUGCUUUAAAGUCUACCGCUACCUGCAGUAGAGCUGUGAGACAGCCAUAACCACUGAUGACGCGACAAAUAUAUUUCAUGGGGCGCGAUGACAUUUCCAGUACAGCUUUUUGAUGUGCACAUCAGCAUAUUCGUCGGAUAGAAUUGUCACCUUAUUUUAUCUUUAUGAUGUGUAUUGAAGGUUCAUCCUGUACAAGUUCAGUAAUGUAGCGUCCUCGAGACAAAUACUGACAUAAACUGGCUUUAGAGAAUGUGCAAAGGCAUCUUGGUGUGUGAUAUUAUUAAACCAGACUUUCUGUCGAAUCUGUCACUUUAGAUAUAGACUGAAGUAUUUAAUCAGCUCCGACCUGUUCAGAUGCAUGAAGUUUUUUCUUUUUUUUUCUCACUUUCUAGGCAACAACAUAAUUGUUUUUACCUAAUGGUAGUUAAUGCUUUCAGUGAACUGAACAAAGCUAUGCUUCUGCAGCAAUGAAAUGUAAACAUUAUUUAUGUGCAUCUGUCUUGAAGUAUAACCACCAUCUGUGCAUUGAUUUGCUGUAUGUACUGUAUAUACUGUACAUGAAUGUACAUUGUACAUAUUAGAUCACGCUGUAUGUAAGUGCUAUGAUUUUAAAACAGUUUUUUUCAGAGAGCAGCAGAUGAUGAAGGAUCCCUGGACUCUCCAUGUGUGUGGCAGCUUUGGACACAUACUCAGCACAUGCGUUUAACGAUGAGUGUCAUUAUGUAAGCAGCACAAUGAUCAUUUUUGUUUAUAACUGUUAUUUUAAAAGGAACAACAAUGUAAAGUGCUAAUUUAUUUUAUAUUUUACUAGCUCAGCUUUUAAAAAUAUUUUUCUAUGUUUUUUUCCUUUUCUUUCUUUUUUAACUUACACCUUUAAAGGGAAAUUUCCCAUAAAGCAGAAUUCAGCAUCCACCAACAUCCAUUUCUCAGCAUUUAUACAGGUGGGCCGCUUGUUUCCGCAAAUGACACAUCGUUUUUUUUUUUUAUGCCAAAUUGUUUUUUUGUAUGUUUUAAAACAAUAUGAGAAAUUGUAUUUAUUAUUUUGCCUUGAACAAUUUAUCAGCUUUAUUCAACGAGUGCUAUCAACUGACAUGAAUAGCAAUUUCUCAGGAAACUCUUCUGAAUUUGGUACAAGUGUUAGUGAAACAAUAUUAGACGUUUUUUAUAUGCACGAACAUGAUCAAUUAGAGAAACUGUUUUGCAUCUAAUGUCACAAAAAAAGAUGAAGAUGGAAUAUGAAUUCUGUUUUGAGGUGUUUGUGUUUUUGUGUGGCUUUAAAACAAACAUAACCAGUUAUAUUACUGUGAAUGACCAUUUGUUACAUGAGAUUGGCGAGUGAACAUUUGUAAGCUUCUUGUCUCUUAGACAUUAGUUCCUUCCGUCAUAAUGCCAAAAUAUAACUUUGAUGCAAGAACUCAUCCACUGGUGGUGUUGCUUUUGCUCCCCCUCAUGUUCAUUUUGUGUAGUACCCGGGAAAAAGUGCCACAGCUGAGGAAAGAUUGUAGUCAAGACCGUUUCCUUGUCCAACUUAAUUAUCUAGUGCUCUGUUUAACAAACAAAUACCAGGUAUAAAAGUGAAAUCUCAGCAUUUUAGUCAGAGAGGAAGCUGCUGUUUUAUCAUCUGUCAUUUGACUUGUUGCCAAACAGGAGCGGACAUGUUUUUAAGAGUCAAAUGCUCACCUCUGUUGAGACGUAUCUAAAAUGUUUUACCCUGCUCACAUCUAUGUUUUCUUUAUGAAUAUGCACUGGUAAUAAAAGCACAUGGUUUAAU
Messenger RNA from Austrofundulus limnaeus, 4203 nucleotides. RefSeq names its product tripartite motif-containing protein 3. The record is from RefSeq and is a predicted model, not a curated record. The transcript is spliced from 13 exons. Bases 148 to 2463 code for a protein of 771 amino acids. Lineage: Eukaryota; Metazoa; Chordata; Actinopteri; Cyprinodontiformes; Rivulidae. Gene Ontology annotation, molecular function: protein binding; zinc ion binding; ubiquitin protein ligase activity. Gene Ontology annotation, biological process: proteasome-mediated ubiquitin-dependent protein catabolic process; protein polyubiquitination.